AAGGCCACCCAUCACCAUAAUUCACUUUAUUCUUCUUCAAACUUUCCUCUUCUAAUUUCUUCCCCCCACCCUUUCCAUAAUAUAUAUUCUACCACUAUGCCGAUUGACGAUACCUCUUCAGUUUCCGGCCAAAUUGUGUGCGUCACCGGCGCCGGAGGCUUCAUUGCUUCAUGGCUUGUAAAGCUUCUUCUUGAGAAGGGAUACACUGUUAGAGGAACUGUUAGAAACCCAGAUGACCAAAAGAAUUCUCAUUUGACAAACCUACAAGGAGCUAAAGACAGGCUUUCUUUGUUUAGUGCUGACCUUCUUGAUUUUGAAAGCCUUCAAGCAGCCAUUACCGGUUGUCAUGGCGUUUUCCACACUGCCUCUCCGGUCACCGACGAUCCUGACAAGGUGGAACAAGCCAUAAUCGGAACAAAGAACGUCAUGACCGCCGCUGCUGAAGCAAACGUUCGACGAGUGGUGUUCACGUCGUCAAUCGGCACCGUCUACAUGAACCCUAACCGAAGCCCAGAUACGGUGGUGGAUGAGUCUUGUUGGAGUGACCUUGAGUUUUGCAAGAACACAAAGAAUUGGUAUUGUUAUGCAAAGACAAAGGCAGAACAAGCAGCCUGGGAAGUAGCAAAAGAAAGAGGAAUUGAUCUUGUAGUGGUGAAUCCAAUGUUGGUAUUGGGGCCAAUGUUGCAGGAAGGAGUGAAUGCAAGUGUUGUUCAUAUGAUGAAAUACUUGACAGGAUCAGCAAAGACAUAUGUAAAUGCAGUACAAGGUUAUGUUGAUGUUAAGGAUGUUGCUAAAGCUCAUGUUUUGGUCUAUGAAACUCCCUCAGCCUCAGGAAGAUAUAUUUGUGUUGAGAGUAUGCUUCAUCGUGGUGAAUUGGUUGAUAUUCUUGCCCAUUUCUUCCCUCAGUAUCCCCUUCCCACCAAGUGUUCUGAUGAGAUAAAUCCAAGAAAGAAACCUUACAAAUACACAGUUGAGAAGCUGAGGUCAUUGGGAAUGGAAUUCACACCAAUUAAACAAUGUAUUUAUGAAACUGUGAAGAGCCUACAAGAAAAGGGUCAUCUUCCACUUCCCUCCCAACUUCAACAUUAAUUUUAUUCCCAUGGCUCUUCACAUUUGGUUUUUAGUUCAAAUGAUGUAUUUUUUUGUGUUCAGAAAAUUAUUUGGGUAAUGAAAAAAUAAUUAUAUUUCAAAGUUUGGUUGUAACUUAAGAAAAUUGUUGUACUCAAAGCAUUAUUGAUUCUUCUUGAUUUCAAAUUUAUAAAUACAAAGAGGGUAUCGAAAUCAUGACAAAAAAA
Messenger RNA from Cucumis sativus (cucumber), 1295 nucleotides. Its product is annotated as cinnamoyl-CoA reductase 2-like. Lineage: Eukaryota; Viridiplantae; Streptophyta; Magnoliopsida; Cucurbitales; Cucurbitaceae. Bases 97 to 1089 code for a protein of 330 amino acids. The record is from RefSeq and is a predicted model, not a curated record. The transcript has 4 exons. Gene Ontology annotation, molecular function: oxidoreductase activity, acting on the CH-OH group of donors, NAD or NADP as acceptor.